AUCCUCAAAAAGAUGCUCAAAACACAACAAAACAACUGUUAACGCUUUUCGUUUUUGUUUCUUUUUCCCUCUUCUUUUUCUCCUCUUCUUCUUCUUCUUCCUUGUUCUUUCCGUGUGUCCACUUUCUUCAAUCCAUUGGCGUAUCCCUACACCCCUCCAAUGCCGAACCACGAUAUAACCUCCCCUCUCAUCACCUCCGAUCAUCUCAUCCUCACCGUCGACCCACUCCCCGCCGCCGACACCACUUCCGCAGCUCCACUUUCCGGCACCGCCGGAGGGAAUCCUUUUACUUUUCUGGGAUGCGAUGAGAGUGAAGCGUUGACUGUGCCGGUUCCGAUGACCGUUGACCCGUUCAAGAACAACACGCCGAAUAUUGAGGGAGUCUACGAGUGGUUGAAGAUGCUUCUGUGCUUGCCAAUUGCGAUUCUCAGGCUUGUGCUUUUCGGAUUGUGCCUUGCUGUUGGGUAUAUUGCAACGAGGUUGGCGUUGGAAGGGUGGAAGGACAAGGAGAACCCCAUGCCUAAGUGGAGGUGCAGGCUCAUGUGGGUGUCUGUCCGUGUUGAUCGUUAG
This is a messenger RNA of Arachis duranensis, 570 nucleotides long. RefSeq names its product lysophospholipid acyltransferase LPEAT2-like. The transcript has a single exon. Gene Ontology annotation, molecular function: lysophosphatidylethanolamine acyltransferase activity. NCBI's taxonomy places the organism in Eukaryota, Viridiplantae, Streptophyta, Magnoliopsida, Fabales, Fabaceae. Bases 160 to 570 code for a protein of 136 amino acids. Gene Ontology annotation, biological process: phospholipid metabolic process. The record is from RefSeq and is a predicted model, not a curated record.